Messenger RNA from Cololabis saira (Pacific saury), 747 nucleotides. RefSeq names its product fibroblast growth factor 21 (gene fgf21). Gene Ontology annotation, cellular component: cytoplasm. Bases 1 to 744 code for a protein of 247 amino acids. Gene Ontology annotation, molecular function: growth factor activity; fibroblast growth factor receptor binding. The record is from RefSeq and is a predicted model, not a curated record. The transcript is spliced from 5 exons. Gene Ontology annotation, biological process: positive regulation of protein phosphorylation; animal organ morphogenesis; regulation of cell migration. Lineage: Eukaryota; Metazoa; Chordata; Actinopteri; Beloniformes; Belonidae.
AUGGAGUGCACCAAGUUCAUGAAGUACACCAAGGUGUUCCCAGGCCAGCUGAGACAUAUAAUCCCUCGGGUGUGUCCUACUGAGGGAGGCGUCCAUGAGGCCAAACCAGAUGCACAAACCACCUCAGUCGACUGGUCUCAGUGUGAAUGGGCAGGGGUUCUGCUCAAUUUCUUAAUCCUUCCACUCCCCUGUUCACUAUCGUUUCAUCUCCCUGAAUCCAACCCACUACUUUCCUUCAAUACUCAGGUCAGAGAAGUGCAUCUUUACACAGAAAACCACAGACGUGGGAUGUUUCUGCAGAUAAAUGCGGAUGGCAGAGUGACAGGAAGUGAUGCUCAGACUCCAUACAGUGUGCUGCAGCUAAAAUCAGUUAAAGCAGGUUCUGUAGUCAUCAGGGGACAGUCAUCUUCCCUGUUUCUGUGUGUGGACAGCGGAGGUCAUCUGAGGGGACAGGGUCUUUACACAGAGGCUGACUGCUCCUUCAGAGAGCUGUUGCUGGCUGAUGGAUACACGCGUUUCCUUUCCUCACAUCAUGGAAUUCCCGUGUCUCUGGCUUCCAGACGUUCCCCAGACCCACACACGGUUCCUUUCACUCGUUUCCUACCACUGAGGAAUACUAUGAGCCUGGAAAGCAUGUCUGAGAACUCACCAAACACUCAGAAACACUUCAGCAUAGACGCUGGUGAUCUUCUUGGGAUAGGUCGAAAUGCUGUGGUUAGUCCUCAACUUUUCACGGACGACUAAAAU